GUGACGCUAGGACUGCUGCAUAGUCACAUGCCAAGAGGCGACAAGGAAAGAGGAAACUUAUGAUACAAUUUAUCGAUUAUAGACUUUUUUUUGUUACAUUCUAGCCUACAAGUUUGCUGUAGGUUGUAACUGUUUAAUCGUUGUUUUUUUGUGUAAUAAGCGCGUGCUUGCAUUUUGGAUGGCAACAUUGUCGUAUGAUAUUACCACUGCAACAUAGCCUUGUUGUAGAUAGGCUAAGUCGUUCUAAACUCGAAAGUCGAGAAGGAAACAUCAUAAAUGUUAGUAGCCUAUUUUCUUUAGCAAUAUUAUGUUGUUUUGCCAAUGUUUUCCGCGUGAAACAUUACUCUGCGGGUUGAUCUUGCAACGUGCUAAACGAGCAGUUAAAAUCAUGUCAACUCAGGACGCCUCACAACACGAUUUUAACCAGAAGCGAUUGAUAGCCAACAAUAGCGGAUCCUUACAGAUUCAUACAACUAAAGCAGACCGUGAAGACUCGGAUACCGGUGUCAAGACGAGCAACGACAUGCAAGAAACAAACAGAACAACUGAAAAACAGUUCACAGAGGACGAACUUGCCAUACAUAAAUUACACAGAGAAGCAUGUGAGGCUAAGAGGCAGAAGUACAUGGACCCAGGCAGCGGCUACAAGGUGUUCACAGAGUUUGCCCACCGCCAGAGAGGAAAGUGCUGCGGCAACGCCUGUAGACAUUGUCCAUUUGGCCAAGUCAAUGUGAAAGACCCAGCCAACAAGAAACAUUUUAACUCUAUGUAUUAUGUAUAAUACACCAAACACACUCUGGUUUAGUGUACAAGGCAUGAUAUAGUCUGUGUACUGUGUUGUUAUUUUGGACUGUUUCAAUGGUGUGUGUUUUUUUUUUCCAGCACCAUGAUAAAUGAUGAAAUUUAGAGUGGUGUGUGUGCAAUCUUCUCCUGCUAUGAAUUCUCUGUGUGAUUUUAGUCUCUACAGUAGGACACUGGAAAGGGGGUACGUCUCUGGAGUCUAAAUUUGGUUUUGGUUUUUGAAUUUUACCCUGUCAAUUAUUUUUUUUAAAUCAUUUUUCCUCAAAGAUACAAUGAAAAUAUAUAUAUAUUUUUUUAACCUUGAUUGAUGAUGACUUGACAUGUAUUAUUGUUAUGUGAUUGACUGUCUGAGAUGGUGAUGUUUCUAUAUAGAUUUUCAGAGGGAGUGUAUGAGAUGAACAUCCAUCUCUCUACUGUCCCUUCAUCCUCCAAAUGUACACAUAUGCACAUUUUUGAAACAUUUAAAACACAAAACAUGUGAGUUGUCUGCCUCCAACGGAAAGGGAUGUGCAAUUUAAAUAGUCACCAGGUCAAGGUUCAUCUCUCAGCCUGGCUCGCUGGUUGAACGUCAGCUGAUGGAGUCAACCUGUUCACAUACAAACAGUGGACAUCAACAGGCUCGCUCCCUGCUGUAUUUCCCAAGGAGCCUUCCGGCAACGCAGGGCUUCUCCAUGUCUCCCUGCAGCUGCUCCCCCGACACACAGCCCUAAUGAACACUGGGGCUCUCACUAGCCCUGCAACACUGGAUGGCAGACCACCCCGCACCAACACACACACAGGCAUGGGGACGCACGGACACACAAAUACACAGACGUGGACACAAAAAUACACAGACUUAGACAGACUCACAAAAUGGCAAUGAAGGUCGCCUCUAAAAUCUGACUAGAUAUUGUACAAGACACUGCACUGAGUAGUCCUAAAGCCAGACCGAGCUGAGGAUAACCUUCCAUCAGAGUACUGUGUGUGUUAAACCAGAGCAGUUUUAAUCUGUGUGACUUGUCACUAGGCACAGAAGUCAAUUCGAUGUCUAUUCUACGUUGGUUCAACGUCAUUUCCAUAAAAUGACUUGGAAACCAUGUUGAUUCAACCAGUGUGUGCCCCAGUGGGUUGUGGGUAGGGGCACUGGCUCCAAACCUGCCACACACUCUCCUGUAUCCAUUUGAUCGGGCAAACGGUGUCAGGAUGAGUGAGUGUGUGUGCCGCGGAAUGCUUUCGCAGCCGUCUACUGGCCCGGACAGGUGGGUCCCAAAGGCAAAGUGCUUAGUGAUCAGGAGCAAACCCCAGCGAGCGGCUACAAGGAAAUUCAUGAUCCCAACAGUGCUGAGCAGGACAGGUUCACCGCGACGCGUCGUCAGCCUGGAUGAGAGGCAAAUUUAUUUGGGCGACGGUUGUGAAGCGAGGCAGCAGAGCGUAGCGGCAACAACACUUCGUUCGCCAUUCCGGGUAGAAGGUGUCACAGUCAUCAAGUACCUGGGCCCGCCUGCCUGCCUGCCGCAGGUCUGGGAGUUUUGCCUAGGGACUUGUCUGUCACAUUACGCUAGAUGCAUUGCCAUUCCAGGGCCUGUGCGCUCCUGCAGCCUGACCAUGAAAUAGGCCAACUUUCAUGUCUGCCUCAUCUCUCUCCGUCGCCUCACUCCACUGAUGACACAGUUGGAAAGGUAUUUUUUCUUCUGUGCUACUGAGACACAGCAGCACAGCUCUCAGUCAGUCCCUCCGCAGCGCCAGCUCGACAUAUAUCUGGGAAACUCAUGGUAGCCAGAAGCAGGAAACUGGAAAUGUCCCCCGCUCUCUCCAGGCUUGUCAUGUUGUCAGGCCCUUUUCAUGACAUACAGGGCUAUAUUCUAUUCUGGGUUUUCUAUUUUUUUACCUUUUAAUAUUGAACACUGCCUCGUUGAGGGAAAGCAUUUCCCUCUACUGUUUAGAACUGUUGUGGCCUGUACAUGUGACAAAUAACCUUUGUUUUUUUAUAUAUUUGUGCGUUCUGGAAUUCUUUAGAAUAUCUCAGGGAAUGUUCUCAAUAUUUUAACCUGUAUUUAAUGUUAUUGUCCUGUGCAAUAAUUAUUAGUAUUGCAUGUAUGUGUAAACAUAGAAAAGAGUGCGAUUGAACUAUUUUGUCAUUGAAUAAAUUAUUGCUAUAUUUAAGUAGUAUCAAUAGUUAUGUGGUGUCAAGC
This is a messenger RNA of Oncorhynchus keta (chum salmon), 2972 nucleotides long. RefSeq names its product chromosome 1 C1orf53 homolog (gene c1h1orf53). NCBI's taxonomy places the organism in Eukaryota, Metazoa, Chordata, Actinopteri, Salmoniformes, Salmonidae. Bases 308 to 781 code for a protein of 157 amino acids. The record is from RefSeq and is a predicted model, not a curated record. The transcript has 3 exons.